AUGAUCCUCAUUGUGUGGGACUGCAGGCGCAUAAGAUGGGUUAUUAAAAGCAGGCCAGAUCCUUCAGGAAGCAACACAGACAAUGGAACUCGUCUUGUCAGAGCAAUCCAGAAUUUCCAAAUCAAAUUAAAUUCCAAGCUCCAAGAGCUGAGGAAAGGCCUAGUAAUGAAGGUUCUUUUCUUCUUACUAGGUUUUUACUGUGUGACCGCAUUUGCAAUAGUUAUAGGGCAAACAGGUGACUGGGAUAUUCUCUCUGCUAGCAUUGCCGUCAUUGUGAUCGAGCCCAUUGGUGCUCUCAUGUACAAGGCUUCUUUCCAUAUACUGGACAAACUCAAAAGCCUCAUCGCAUUUUUCAACUAUUGGAAGGCAGGUCUUUCCCUGGGGUUGUUCUUAGAUGCGUUCAAGUAUGAAGUGGAUACUUUCUUUUAA
Dioscorea cayenensis subsp. rotundata (Guinea yam) is the source of this 429-nucleotide messenger RNA. Its product is annotated as ycf20-like protein. Bases 1 to 429 code for a protein of 142 amino acids. The transcript has a single exon. The record is from RefSeq and is a predicted model, not a curated record. Lineage: Eukaryota; Viridiplantae; Streptophyta; Magnoliopsida; Dioscoreales; Dioscoreaceae.